AUGCCUCAGUUGCUGCAAAACAUUCACGGGAUCAUCGAAGCCUUCGGAUGCUAUGCCAGGUCAGAGGGUGACUGCAAAGUGCUCACUCGUGGGGAGCUGAAGAGGCUCCUGGAACAUGAGCUUGCUGACGUCAUAGUGAAUCCCCAUGAUCCCUCCACGGUGGAUGAAGUCCUGCGCCUGUUGGAUGAAGAUAACACAGGGACUGUAGAGUUCAAAGAAUUCCUAGUCUUGGUGUUUAAAGUUGCUCGGGCCUGCUUUAAGACACUGAGUGAGAGUUCUAGGGGUGCUUGCAUGUCCGACAUGUCUGAAUGCUGUUCUCCUGGGUCCUCGAAAGAGCUGGAACAAGGCCAGAGAGGUGGCACUGGAGGGGGAAGGGAUGGAGCAGAGCAGUGCUUUGAGGACAGCAGCAGUGGACAGAGGGAUCAGGUGUCUAAAAAACAGGUCAGGGUAGGGACACACACCCAAAGUCAGGACAGCUACCCUACACAGGGUAGCAGUCACGACAGGGAGCUUGAGUCUCAGAGACAGGAGAUGGUAAGCCAGCAAACACAAGUGACAGGACAGGUGGCGCAGACCCCGAGAAGAGAAGACAAGACUUGGACCAGAGAGAGGAGGUCAGAGAUGCCGUCACAGAUUAGCCAACAGACAGAGGAGGCCGCAGCUGGACCCACAACUCAGACCCAAGGAGGCCAGGACAGAGGAACUAACAGCCACAGCCAAGACAGGAGCCAGGCAGACCAAGCUGCUACACAACACUACCAGACACAGACAGGGUCUCAUACUCAGAUACACACCCAGACGGUAGAACAGGGCUGGAGGCAGCAGACAGGAAGUGACAGAAUCCAGACACAGGGAUCCAUCUAUGAGACUCAGGGCCAAGAUAGGAACCAGGCAGGCCAGGCUGCUGAAGAACACCAACAGGAAAAAUCAUAUACUCACACCCAGACCACAGAACAAAGCAGGAGUCAGCAGGCAGAAAAUAGCAGCAUCCAGACACCUGGGUCCAUCUAUGACCAAAACAGAAGGACUGAGAUCCAUGGGCAAGACAGCAGUCAUGCAGAACAGGUAGGGGCAGGACACUUCCAGACACAGACUUUGGAGCAUGAUAGGAACCAGUCUGCAGGUCGGGUAGGGGCUCCAGAAAAGGGACAGGCUCAGAUACAGUCAGGCAUAGUGCAAAGCUGUAUACCAGAAAGCAACUAUGAAACAGAAGAGCCAGGACUAGGAGGUCAGGUUCAGUCUAAGACAAGCACUGUGAAAGAAAGACCAGACUGGAGCAGUAAUCACCCAAGUCCAAAGGGAGGGCAGGGACAGAGGGUACCCACUGUGAUUAGAGAUGAGUGGGUCAAUGACCACACGAGGGAAAUAGUGAUCCGUAGCCAGGAUCCGGGUAGCCUGCACUCUCGUGCUCCCUCGGCUCAGGGCCAGGAUGCAGCACGGAUGGAGGAGAAGAAAGGAAUCGAAGCCAAGGGGCAAUAUUCCUACUUGAAGACAGACCAGCCAUGA
Molecule: messenger RNA, 1506 nt
Organism: Cricetulus griseus (Chinese hamster)
Lineage: Eukaryota; Metazoa; Chordata; Mammalia; Rodentia; Cricetidae
Source: RefSeq, a predicted model, not a curated record